Messenger RNA from Calliphora vicina (urban bluebottle blowfly), 556 nucleotides. RefSeq lists its product as uncharacterized. Gene Ontology annotation, molecular function: oxidoreductase activity, acting on the aldehyde or oxo group of donors, NAD or NADP as acceptor. Lineage: Eukaryota; Metazoa; Arthropoda; Insecta; Diptera; Calliphoridae. The record is from RefSeq and is a predicted model, not a curated record. The transcript is spliced from 2 exons. The coding region runs from base 49 to 516 and encodes 155 amino acids.
GAAAUUUCAACCGUUAAUAUCUGAAAAACACAAAUAAAAUUCAAGAAAAUGUUUAAUUUCAAUAUACUUUUUGUGGCAACUUUGAUUGCUUCGUUAGCACUCGUCUCUUGCAAUACUAAUGCUAUCGCAGUAACUGAUGUGGAAAAGAAUGUUGUAGAUACUAAUCCAGCUGAGAUUGCCGUCUUAACACAAUUGAAAGUUAUCGAAUCUGACUCUGGUGAUGCCAUUUAUACCUAUAAAUGUACCGUAGGAAAUUACGUUUCAAGUCGUUUGGCUUGUACUGCUCAAGAUAGCACUUCAUGGAACUCUCUACAUAAUGUUGAAUUAAAAUUACGUUGUCCCAGAAGUGGAAGUGGCUUGACAUUGUCAUAUGUUGAAAUUAUUUAUUCCGUAUCAUCUGCAAGUGUAAAUUGUUAUGUUAACGAGGGAGCUGUCGGUUUGGGUUACAUUGGCGUAACCAUCAAUGCUUGGAAUACUUUGAUAUUUAAUUAUUCGGCUAAAUUUUAUUCCUAUUAAAUGAAUCCAUCUUAAAUACAAUUAAAAUGUUUUAUUUACA